Messenger RNA from Hyla sarda, 5668 nucleotides. It is a transcript of the gene NSD3, whose product is annotated as nuclear receptor binding SET domain protein 3. NCBI's taxonomy places the organism in Eukaryota, Metazoa, Chordata, Amphibia, Anura, Hylidae. Gene Ontology annotation, molecular function: histone H3K36 methyltransferase activity; protein binding. Gene Ontology annotation, cellular component: chromatin; nucleus. The record is from RefSeq and is a predicted model, not a curated record. The coding region runs from base 616 to 4956 and encodes 1446 amino acids. Gene Ontology annotation, biological process: regulation of DNA-templated transcription. The transcript is spliced from 24 exons.
UUAAAGGGAAACUACACACCCCGGCAUCCUCCGCGAAAAUUUCUAGCCAAUCGGCGCAUAAGGAUUUUUUUUUUUCACUGGCGCUGCCGGGGCGCGCGGGCGGCUUUUGUGUGAGGAGGAAGCGGGCGGUGGUGACCCGGACACACCCGGAAAAAUCCUGAGACGUACCGGGGGGGAGGGAGGGGGUAUCUAGUCACCCGGGAGACGACAUCCGGAAGCCUCGCGCGACGCCGGGGAACCCCCCUCCCCUGGACAAGAAGACACCCGUCAGCCCCCCCGCAAGGCCCCCACUCCGGCACCCCGAACACCCCCCCCCAACCGGGUGUACACCCGCCGGAAACGUCACCGCCCGGGAGGCGUCCAGUGCACGGACACCCGAAUAAAAGAACGGUCGCCAUUUUAUGUCGCCCCUUCAAACAGGGCUCACCCGGAAAAUAUCACGAGAGACUGGAUAGACGCCCGGAUUCUUCUCCUCCGCCCGGAUAUUACGUCACACACCCGGUUCUCCUCCUUCUCCUUACGGUCAUCCGCGAGUCCGAGACACCGGGAUCUAGAAUGGAACAAACUGAAGGCCCUAUGAGAGAAAGGGAAAGCUGAUGAUGCCUGAGCACGACAAUGGAUUUCUCCUUCUCUUUCAUGCAAGGGAUCAUGGGAAACACAAUCCAGCAACCCCCGCAACUCAUCGACUCCGCCAACAACCGGCAGGAUGAUGCCAAUAGUAGUGAUCAGGCCGAUGAGGGUGGGCACACACCCUACGAUUCCGGCCUCCAGACGGACUUCCAGUACCCCACUCCCACCACAGAGGACCUGCCGCCUCUGACCAAUGGCUAUCAAUCCUCGCUGGGAUAUGACUCGCAGGUCAAAUACGCAGCGUUUUCUCAGUAUCCCAAUGGCUCGGCCAAUGGGUACGGCACGAGGAGCUUCAGCACCCUGGAGUAUUACCACCACCUGGAAACAGCAACCAUGCGGCCUCACGAGGGAGUCCUCAAGUCCUCGCCCCCUCAACCCACAUCGCCACCCAACCUCCUUCAGCCACCUCCAUCCUCAACAAUCAUUACUCAAAAGAAGACUGGUUCUCCCGAAAUCAAGUUAAGAAUUACAAAGACAAUACAGAACGGCCGGGAGAUGUUUGAGUCCUCACUGUGUGGGGAUCUUCUUCAUGAAGUCCAGGCCGGAGAGAUCAGGAAAAAGCAUGAGAGGAGGAAAGAGAGGAAGGAGAAAAGAAAGAAGAGCCGGCAUCACCACCACCACCAUCAUCAUCACCACCAUCGGGAAGAGCUAACGGAGGAGGAGCCACAGCCACACGAGAUACAAAAGUUGGAACCUCCCGAGGAGGAAAUAGCUCCGCACUCGCCCGUCUCUCCGCUCCUCUCAGAGGUCAGGACUGGUGUUUGGUUUCAUGUCGGUGAUUUGGUCUGGUCCAAAGUGGGAACGUACCCUUGGUGGCCGUGUAUGGUGUCCUGUGACCCUCAGCUUCAUGUACACAGCAAGAUCAAUACCAGAGGUGCCCGUGAAUACCAUGUACAGUUCUUCAGCAAUGAACCGGAGCGAGCCUGGGUGCACGAGAAGCGCAUGCGGGAGUAUCGGGGCCAGAAGCAGUACGAGCAGCUGGUGGCUGAAGACUCCGCCAAGGUUGUCAACCAGUCCGAGAGACUUAAGAUGCGGAAACCUCGCCCUCAAAAGGAGCGAAUACAGUGGGAGAUCGGCAUUGCUCAUGCAGAGAAAGCCCUGCGGAUGACUCGGGAGGAAAGGAUAGAACAGUACACCUUCAUCUAUGUAGACCCAGAGACCUCUCCGGAACCCAAAAAAGCAGCAGGAGCAGCCGCCGCCGCCAGUAGCAAGAGGAGUCGGAGGUCCACGUCUAGUAGUGAGGCAGAACCUGCCCGUCCUAAAGAAGUCUCCUCUCCUCCUUCGAAGCACUCUGCUCCUUUACAGUCACCUUCAUCCAAGGACAAUAAAGACUCAGUACCUGAAACUCGGAGGCAGAGCCAGAGGAAACAGGUUCAAGAAGAAGAGCCAACGCCGCCCCCGUCCCAGCCCCCUCCAGCAAAGAUACCAUGGAAGACGGCCGCCGCCCGCAAGUCUCUUCCUGCCUCAGUCCUAUUACACAAGGGCACAAUUGACCUUCAGAAGUGCAACAUGUCACCCGUGGUGAAAAUCGAAAAUGUCCUCGCUCUCCACAAUGCAUCUUCUGAUGGUUUUGAACAGUUCAUAUACACAACCAAGGGAGUUGGCAACAAGACAGAAAUCACAGUCAAAGCUCCAGAAAAGACGUCUGUACCCUCCCCCAAUUUGAAGGCGGAGAAAAUGUCAGCACAACACACGCCUGCUCCCGAAACCUCAUCGGGGGCCACAGGAACCUCUGAGAAGAAACACCAGAGAAGGUCCAAUCGGACUCGAUCAGAAUCUGAGAAGUCCUUGGACUCCGUGCCAAAGAAGAAGGUGAAGAAAGAGCAGGUGGAUGUCACUCCAUUAACAGCAGUGCAGACUGGAUUGCAGAAGGGGGCCAGUGAGAUAUCAGACGCAUGCAAGCCCUUGAAGAAGAGAAGCCGGGCCUCUACCGACGUGGAACUUGCCAACUCCUCCUACCGGGAUGCUUCUGACUCUGAUUCACGUGGCCUGAAUGAUGCACAGAUUAGCUUUGAGAAGCAGGCAGACAGUCCAUCAGCUGCUGGGGAUGUCGAUGCUUCUGAUGUCCAGUCUGUGGAUUCCAGUGUGUCUCGGCGGUCAAGUAAGCGAGACACCGUGUGUCAGAUCUGUGAAAUUUUUGGGGAUUCACUGGUGUCCUGUGAUGGAGAUUGCUCUCGACUCUUCCAUCUUGAAUGUCUUGGCAUGGAUACACCACCAGAAGGAAAAUUUGUCUGCAUGGAGUGUAAAACCGGUCUCCACACCUGCUUCUCCUGCAAAAUCCCCAGUACCAGUGUGAAGCGCUGCUCUGUCCCUUCCUGUGGCAAGUUUUACCACGAAGCUUGUGCGCGGCAAUAUGCGGCCACCGUCUUAGAUUCUAGGGGUUUCCGGUGCCCCCACCAUUGCUGUACCUCCUGCACCGCUGAAAAGGACGUGUACAGAGCUUGCAAAGGUCGCAUGUUACGUUGUGUGCGGUGCCCUGUGGCGUAUCACAGCGGGGACAGCUGUGUGGCUGCAGGCAGCCUUAUCCUGUCUUCAGGCCUCAUGAUUUGCAGCAACCAUUCCAAGCGUAGCGGUCAUUCGUCCUGUGCAGUCAAUGUGAGCUUCUGCUUUGUGUGUGCUCGAGGGCUGAUAGUUCAGGAUUAUACCCUGGUCAGUUCUAUGUCCUUUAAGUCCCACUAUCUUCUGAAUGACUCAAAGCGUGCAGAGUUGAUGAAAAUACCUAUGAUUCCUUCCUCCUCGCCAGCUUUCCUAAAGAAAUCUGAGAAAGGAGGCGGCAAACUUCUGUGCUGCGAGUCAUGUCCAGCCGCCUUCCACCCCUCCUGUCUUAACAUGGAGAUGCCACAAGGGUCCUGGAGCUGCAACGACUGCAGGACUGGGAAGAAGCUGCACUACAAGCAGAUCGUAUGGGUUAAGCUAGGGAACUACAGGUGGUGGCCGGCGGAAAUCUGCAACCCAAAGUCUGUCCCAUUGAAUAUCCAGGGGCUGAAGCAUGUCAUAGGAGACUUUCCAGUUUUCUUCUUUGGCUCACAUGAUUACUACUGGGUGCACCAGGGUCGUGUUUUUCCUUAUGUAGAAGGGGAUAAAAGCUUUGCCGAGGGCCAGACCAGUAUGAACAAAACUUUCAAGAAAGCUCUUGAAGAAGCUGCUAAAAGAUUCCAGGAGUUGAAGGCACAGCGGGAGAGUAAGGAAGCUUUGGAGAUAGAACGCAACUCCAGAAAACCUCCUCCUUACAAGCACAUAAAGACCAACAAAGCUGUGGGGAAGGUUCAGAUCCAGGUGGCCGAUGUCUCUGAAAUACCUCGUUGUAAUUGUCGUCCCACUGAUGAAGCCCCUUGUGGCCUGGACUCCCAGUGUCUAAACCGCAUGUUACUGUACGAGUGUCAUCCUCAGGUGUGUCCUGCUGGUGAAUACUGUCAGAAUCAGGGAUUUACCAAACGGCUCUACCCAGAGACUGAGAUCUUUCGUACAGAAAGGAGAGGCUGGGGUCUAAGGUGCAAAAGAGACAUUCGCAAGGGGGAACUAGUCAAUGAGUAUGUUGGGGAGCUGAUUGAUGAGGAGGAGUGCAGACUACGCCUGAAAAGAGCCCAUGAAAACGGAGUCACUAACUUCUACUUGUUGACUGUCACAAAGGAUCGCAUCAUAGAUGCCGGCCCUAAAGGGAACUACUCACGGUUCAUGAACCACAGCUGUAAUCCAAACUGUGAAACACAGAAGUGGACAGUAAAUGGAGACAUCCGGGUUGGGCUGUUUGCCCUUUGUGACAUACCUCAAGAAACGGAGUUAACAUUUAACUACAACCUUGACUGUUUGGGGAAUGGCCGGACAGAAUGUCAUUGCGGGGCUGAAAACUGCAGCGGCUUCUUGGGGGUACGACCUAAAACAGCUUGUGCGACAGCAAAUGAAGAAAAGGCCAAAAAUGCUCGUCUGAAGGCAAAAAAACGGAAGAUCAAAACCGAGCAGAAGCAGAUGCAUGAAGAUUUCUGUUUCCGCUGUGGAGAUGGAGGAGAACUGGUGAUGUGUGAUAAGAGAGACUGUCCAAAAGCUUAUCACCUCCUCUGCCUUAACCUGACACAGCCGCCCUAUGGAAAAUGGGAUUGUCCGUGGCACCAGUGUGACCGAUGCGGAGCUGCUUCUUCAUCCUUCUGUGACUUCUGUCCAUCAUCUUUUUGCAAAGAGCACGAGAUAGGAGCUCUGAAAACCACAGCCCAGGAUGAAAGACUGUAUUGCUCGGAGCAUGACCCCAAACACUUGUUGCCCUAUGGGGAUGAGAAGAGAUUUAAAUGUAAAACAGAGGGUGAGGACUCCGCGUUUCCAUCCAAGUUUUAAAGGAGACAAUGCACUGAGAAAACCAGUCCUGUCAGCACCACGUACACCCCUUCCACCCUCCUCCUCCUCCUCCUCAUUGUGUAGUGGGGGCUUGUAACGCACACGUCCAAGUGUUUUAAUGCCAGGAUUAGAUUGUACAUGUCCUUUUCAGUGUCUUUUACUUUUUUUUUUUUUUUUUUAUCGUGAAACCAGUCUCCCUUUUUUUCCUCCACAUUUGUGAUGGACGGCAAGUUACAAGCACAACCUCAGAUUUGACCGAAAGUUUUAACUCUUUAGACGUGACACUUCUUCGAAGGACUGGCUGCCGCGUUUAAGACUGUGACCUCAAGAUUAAUCUCACCAUCAUGAAACUCAUUGCUGUCAAUUGGUUUUCUCAGGUCAGGUCGAUUCAUGUCAUUAUACUGGAAUAAGGAUAUUUACGUGCAUCUGCCAUGUUAUUUUUGGUAUUUUAGAAGAAAGGGGGGGGGGGGUCGUGAAAAAAAGGCACUUUAUUCCAAAUAGUCACGUGUUCGAUCCUGGAUGUGUUUCAUAAACUUCUAUGGAGAUUGCACUUUAAUGCUUGUAGCCAUUUCAUCUCACGCCUCCUGUACGAUACAAAUAGCAAACAUGUAUGUAUACAUUUCUAUCUAACGAAACCAUGCAAAUAGUCAUGUUAAAGGGGUACUACCGUGGAAAAAAUGUUUUUUUUUUAAAUCAACUGGUGCCAGAAAGU